Lindgomyces ingoldianus is the source of this 1593-nucleotide messenger RNA. Its product is annotated as amino acid transporter-like protein. Gene Ontology annotation, cellular component: membrane. NCBI's taxonomy places the organism in Eukaryota, Fungi, Ascomycota, Dothideomycetes, Pleosporales, Lindgomycetaceae. Gene Ontology annotation, molecular function: transmembrane transporter activity. The record is from RefSeq and is a predicted model, not a curated record. Gene Ontology annotation, biological process: transmembrane transport. The transcript has 9 exons. Bases 1 to 1593 code for a protein of 530 amino acids.
AUGUCGAAGCAUUCUGAAGUCGUUGAAUUGGAGCCACGUAGUGGCGGUUACGUUCGUGACGAUGUCGCCCUUGCUCGUUUGGGGAAGAAGGCGGUGUUGAAGAGAAACUUUGGUUCCAUCACAAUUUUGGGGUUUAGCUGCACCGUUCUCAUAACAUGGGAGAGUUGCUUACAGGUUUUUCUCCUGGGACUGCAAAAUGGUGGGCCAGCUGCUUUAGUUUAUGGGUUCAUAAUUGUGUGGGUUGGAACACUCUCAGUAUUCGCUACACUCUCGGAACUUGUCUCGAUGGCUCCAACAUCUAGCGGGCAGUACCAUUGGGUUUCAAUGUUAGCACCUCAGUCAUCGCGUAAAGUGCUGAGCUAUAUUACUGGGUGGCUUACCGUCUGUGGAUGGCAAGCCUUGGUGGCGUCUGGCGGCUACAUAACCAGCACCUUGAUCCAAGGAAUAAUUGUUCUAACUCACCCCUCAUAUCUCGUGAGCUGGAAGAAUUGGCAUGGCACGCUCCUAUACUGGGCAGUUUUAUUGGUCUGCGUGCUCAUAAACACAGUCGUUGCCAGUCUCCUACCAAAAUUCGAGGGACUCCUGCUCGUGCUCCACAUUUUGGGUUUCUUUGGAGUCGUGUUUCCUCUCGUGGUUCUUGCGGACCAUUCUAACUCCGAUUUCGUAUUCAAGACCUUCAUCUAUGAUGGUGGUUGGUCAUCAAAUGGGAUUUCAUUCUGUGUUGGUAUGCUCGGGAACGUUUUCGCUUUCAUGGGCGGAGAUGCAGCAAUCCAUAUGUCCGAAGAAAUUCACAACGCUGCUACUGUUGUUCCUCGCUCAAUCUUGGGAAGUGUCGUUAUCAAUGGGGUCUUGGGCCUAGCCGCAAUGAUCGCCACACUUUACUGCAUCUCCGACCUAGAUCUAGCUUUGGCCGAGAAUCCAAUGUAUCCGUAUAUGUCGAUAUUUCGCCAAGCUGUAGGGUCGUUAUCAGGGGCGGCAGUAAUGUCCGGACUCAUUGUAGUCAUGUCAUUCAGCGCGACAACCGGUAUUUUGGCUUCUUCGUCACGAAUAUUCUGGGCAUUUUCACGUGAUAGAGGCUUGCCAGGAUGGAAAUACCUAGAAAAGGUUGAUCACCGGACGGGUAUCCCUCUCUGCUCGGUAGCAGUGACGUCUGUCAUUGCUUCUGUCCUCGCGGUGGUAAACAUUGGAGACCCAGCAGCAUUCAAUGGUGUCAUAUCUCUGACUAUUGCCUCCCUCUUCGGAUCCUACUUGAUCGCCGCUACUCUCUUAUUAUAUCGUCGUUGUAACGGCGAGAUCGGCGAGGCCGAUGAUGCACAAUCUGACGGUGGUCUUACCAACACUAUUGGUGCCAAUUUAACGUGGGGCCCUUGGAAGUUACCCGGCGCGAUUGGAAUCGCAAACAACAUCUUCGCGUGCUGUUAUCUUGGUUUUAUUUUCUUCUUCAGCUUUUGGCCUUCGAAGACGCCAGUAACUCCCAAAAACAUGAACUGGGCGGUGUUAGUGACUGGAGUGGUUGUCAUUUUUAGCACACUGUACUAUGUUAUAUGGGCUAAGAAGACUUACAAUGGGCCGGUGGUAGAGGUACAAGAUUGA